CACCGUGUUUACUAAAGAGACUGGACAAGCUAACGAUUUACUCCAGACCUAACCAGUUUUCAUCGCCGUUCUUAGAUUACAGAGGCUGAAAACAUGCCUGUCUUCACAAUUCUGAAUACUACGUCAGCACUGCGGUAUGUGAGGCGGUAAUUUAGGUCCACACAACUUGUUUAGCUAACUUGCAAGUAUGGAUGUUGGCGACCGGGACUAGCUAUUCUGGCUAGUUUACGUUAGCUGUUUGUGCAAGGCCGCUAGAAAACUGAAGCUACAAUACCUUAAAACCAUUAGCACCACCAAUAUGACCCGUGACAUUCUGCUGGGAGACGAACUGCCUGACUGGGCAGGAGCGAAGGAGUUUUACCAGAAGUAUGAUCCCAAGGAAGUGAUUGGCAGGGGUGUAAGCAGUGUGGUGCACCGGUGUCUCUGCAAGCAGACCGGGUCGGAGCUGGCUGUGAAAAUUAUUGAGAUAACUGCUGAGAAGAUGACUGAACUGCAGCUGGAGGAAGUGAAAAACUCCACGCUGAAGGAGAUCCACGUUCUCACUAUAAUCAAAGGACACCAUUCCAUCAUUACUCUGAUUGAUUCCUAUGAGUCCGCGACCUUCAUAUUUCUAGUAUUUGACCUUAUGAGAAGAGGAGAGCUGUUUGAUUACCUGACUGAAAAGGUGACCCUUAAUGAGAAAGAAACCAGGUGUAUGAUGCGCGCUCUGUUGGAGGCCGUGCAGUAUCUCCAUUCUCUCAACAUCAUCCACCGAGACUUGAAACCUGAGAACAUCCUCCUGGACGACCACGGCCACAUCAAACUCUCAGACUUUGGUUUCUCAGUGCAGCUGCAGCCCUCAGAGCAGUUGAGAGAGCUCUGUGGGACACCUGGUUACCUUGCACCCGAAAUACUGAAAUGUUCCAUGGAUGAGACCCACCCUGGAUAUGGGAAGGAGGUUGACCUCUGGGCUUGUGGAGUGAUCCUGUUCACACUUCUGGCGGGGUCCCCGCCCUUCUGGCACCGCAAGCAGAUGCUGAUGCUGCGAAUGAUCAUGGAGGGCCGCUAUCAGUUCGCGUCACCUGAGUGGGACGAUCGAUCUGAUACCGUCAAGGACCUGAUCUCCAGGCUGCUGGUGGUGGACCCCAUACAGCGGCUGUCAGCAGAGCAGGCUUUGGCUCAUCCAUUCUUUCGCCAGUACCAGAAGGACGUGCGGCGCUUUAGUCCAAGGAAAACCUUCAGGGUUCUGAUCUUGACUGCUCUGGCCUGCAUCCGCAUCCACUUCCGCUACCUCCGCAGCAGGCCGGUAACGCGCGACCUCCUGGCCAGGGACCCAUACUCGCUGCGGGGCGUGCGCAAGCUCAUCGAUGGCUGUGCCUUCCGCAUCUACGGCCACUGGGUGAAGAAGGGCGAGCAGCAAAACCGCGCAGCGCUCUUCCAGAACACCGCCAAGAUCAUCCUGCUGGGGCUUGAGGACUUUGACACUUGAAGGGCAAAGGUUAAAGGUUGCAGUCCUCCUCAUCCCCCCCCCCCCCCCCCCCCCCUCCCACGCACAACACUGUAUUGGAUUGUCAUGUUUUUAAUGUCAUAUCAGGUCAGAUGUUGUUUUUGUUUGUUAACGUAAGUUGUCUUACAUGUAGUUCGGAUUGAUUCAGGAUAGCCACCCUGCCAGCCUGGAGAGCUGUGGUGAGGUUUCAUUGCACUUUACUUACCAACUAAAAGAAGAGAUUGUUUUCAAAGACAGGUGAUCUUAUGUGCGAGGCAAGCCACUGUGAAAUUGUAUCUUGCCCAAACAAAAAGCCUCAUUGAAAGACCCAAUGCACUAUAUCUUUCUAAGUUUAGGGUGGCCUACCUCUGUCAUGUGUGCUUGAACUGAGGACUGUAGGGGAAGCAGAGAUGAUGAUCCUGUGUUGAAUCAUGCAUAAACACCCCAGUGAUAACCAUUUAAAUACCCCUUAAUUUAAUUGUGAUGAGAGGAACUUCUCUGAUGUCCUGCCUUUGCUGUCAGAUAUUAUUUCUUUUCAUUUAAAUCUUGGUCUUUAAUAGAAUGCCUACAACCAGGUGUAUUCCAUCUAUAAAAGGGGGUCCAAGACUGAACCUUUUUUGUCAUUCCUAGUUGGUAAAAAAACUAAAAGGAACUGGGUCCAUAAUGUUGAAAUAAUGUUACUGUACAAUCCUUGAUAACCUUGACUUUAGUCUGUUUGUAAAAACAUAGAUGGUUCUGCAGAAAGAACAUACACAUGUAGACUGUGGACUUGUUCAUUUUAACGCUGCAACUAGUCCUAUUCUUCAGCAGCUACUGUAUACUGCUGGAUCAACUGAGAGCAGAUCAAAUGGGCUGAUUUUCCUUACACCAGAAGUGCCCCACUAAUAUAGAGAUACCUCAGAUCUCAUAGGUUUUAACCAGUGGCCAGGCUGUUAAAUGCAGAAUAGACUGAAGCACAGCGAACCUCAGAGAGUAGUUUUCAAUGCGGUUUAAAAAAAACUACAUGCACAAUAUCAUUAUUCUAACAGUCAAUGUGUGUAUAUGUUUUACUUUAUCUUAUGGGAAGCAUGCUACAGUUGCGACAAGUUAAAAUGAUCUUGCACUUAUUUUUACAGGGGAGCUACAAAACACACACAAUGUGUUUAGAUAGAAAUAUUACCAUCAUGACUAUUGCUUAAAUGGAGUGAAACAUAGUGGAAAAGUCUUAAUCAGUGCACUUGGUCAUUUUUAUUUUGCUAUUACUAAAAUAUGUUCAAAUAUAAUUUUUUUAAAUGUUAUUCCCACCUGAUAUGCACUGUGAAAAAUACACUUUGUAGCAUUUUAUCACGUCAAUGGUGUUUUUACGCUGUUAAUGUGACAUGUUUAAGCGGAUUGAAUUGAUUAAUGAGUUUAUUAAAUGCUUAAACCUACAACCUGAACUGCAUUUUUAAAAUAAACCAAUGUAUUUAGAAGUGUGUAAUUUAGCAUUCCUGAUAAUCACCUGAUCUGCUUAAUCGUUUUGUUCUGGAAAACUUAUGUUGAGUUAUUGAUUAUUUCACAAUGUUGACCUAGAACAAUAAAUAUUUACAACCGUGAA
Clupea harengus (Atlantic herring) is the source of this 3041-nucleotide messenger RNA. RefSeq names its product phosphorylase kinase, gamma 2 (testis) (gene phkg2). Gene Ontology annotation, cellular component: phosphorylase kinase complex. Gene Ontology annotation, biological process: glycogen metabolic process; protein phosphorylation. The record is from RefSeq and is a predicted model, not a curated record. Lineage: Eukaryota; Metazoa; Chordata; Actinopteri; Clupeiformes; Clupeidae. Gene Ontology annotation, molecular function: calmodulin binding; phosphorylase kinase activity; ATP binding.